AUGUACGCCAAAGGUAAAGGAGCUGUCGUCCCUUCCGAUAGUCAAGCGAGAGAAAAGUUAGCUUUAUAUGUGUACGAGUAUUUGCUGCACGUCGGCGCACAGAAAUCAGCACAGACCUUCCUGUCAGAGAUCCGAUGGGAGAAGAACAUUACACUGGGGGAGCCCCCUGGAUUCCUACACUCAUGGUGGUGUGUAUUCUGGGAUCUGUACUGCGCUGCUCCGGACCGGAGAGAGACAUGCGAACAUUCCAGCGAGGCCAAGGCUUUCCACGACUAUAGUGCAGCCGCUGCCCCCAGUCCGGUGAUGGGCAACAUGCCCCCCAACGAUGGCAUGCCUGGCGGACCCAUGCCCCCGGGCUUCUUUCAAGGACCUCCCGGCUCCCAGCCGUCACCCCACGCACAGCCACCCCCACACAACCCCAACAACCCUAUGAUGGGACCUCACGGCCAGCCUUUCAUGUCCCCACGGUACCCAGGUGGACCUCGUCCCUCACUUCGCAUGCCAAAUCAGCCACCUGUGGGAGUCCCAGGGUCACAACCACUCCUGCCAAACAGUCUGGAUCCCACCAGACCACAGGGACAUCCAAACAUGGGCGGCCCGAUGCGGAUGAACCCCCCCAGAGGGAUGGGCGGCAUGGGCCCACAGAACUAUGGUGGUGGAAUGAGGCCUCCUCCCAACUCGAUGGGGCCAGGAAUGCCAGGGAUGAACAUGGGUCCUGGAGGUCGAGGUUGGCCCAAUCCCAACGCAAACUCAAUAGCCUAUUCCUCCUCAUCUCCAGGAAACUAUGUGGGUCCUCCAGGGGGCGGAGGCCCACCAGGAACUCCCAUCAUGCCUAGCCCAGGAGACUCCACAAAUUCCAGUGAAAACAUCUACACAAUGAUGAAUCCUAUUGGCCCUGGUGGUAACAGACCUAAUUUCCCGAUGGGGCCGGGCCCUGAUGGCCCAAUGGGUGGAAUGGGAAGCAUGGAGCCACACCAUAUGAACGGAUCGCUAGGCUCUGGUGACAUGGAUGGGUUGCCAAAGAAUUCUCCCAACAACAUGGCAGGCAUGAAUAACCCCCCGGGAACUCCGCGGGAUGAUGGGGAGAUGGCAGGCAACUUUUUAAACCCAUUCCAAAGUGAAAGUUAUUCACCCAACAUGACGAUGAGUGUGUGAUUUAUUUUUUAUUUUAUUUUAUUCUAUUUUAUUUUGUUUCUUUUUUAUCUCUCCCCCUUACCCUCCCACCCCACUGCAUCUUGCAUUGCCCCCCCCCCCCCCCCCUCCCCCGGGUGGCGUGCUGUGUUUUGCAGUCCCCCCUCCCCCGGGAUGUCACUGGAGCGCAGGACUCCCAUCUAGAUCACCCAUCCCAGUGUGUGCAAAGUGGGGCUUCUGAGCAGGAAACAGUCUCAGAGCCACAGGAAGAGCCAGCUCAGUGACUCUCCCUGUCUGCCUGGUUUCCUCACAGGCCCAGGACAGUGAGAGUGGGGGACUCUGGCUGUCUUGUCUGCAGGAACCCUCCUCAGCAACAGUUCUCUCAGCAUCAAGGCUGGUGGCGCCACUCUACUUUAUCAUGUUAUUAUUUGUUUGUUCAAAUGUUGUUUUUGCAUGCAGCAGUUGCGAGGUUUGAGGCUCACCUUCAUUCAGUUAAUGUGUCCUUGUUUUGAAAUGAAAAGCUUAACUGGUGAUGCAUUAGGGCAAGAACAGUUUAUUAUAUGUUUAUUUUAUUAAUAAUAAUGAUAUCAUUUUCAUAAUUGAUAUUGUUGUAAUGAUGUAGUUAUCAUUUCCUGUUAAGGGCACAUUGUAUCUCAACAACAUCGACAACAGAAUAAGCACACACUCAAAAAAUGCACAAUGACACUUCUGUUUACAUGAUUUUAGGUAUUUGAUGUUUCUUGUUUGUUUAUUUGUCUCAACACCCUACGCAUACCUCUGUUCUGUUCUUCGCAGAACUUGUAGCCAAUGUCUUUACUACCAGAAAACCAUGGCACCAAAAUGUAAACACUCAAGCAGAGUGUGAUAGGAGUACAAGAAUAGCUGUUCACCUGCUUGAAAUCACUCAUCCAGGAAUGAUCCUUCCUAAGACUCCCAUCCAUGUUAGCACUGGAGUUCCCCAAAACGUGAAUGUGAAAAUGGAGGCGAUAUCAUAAACUUCUUUAUCCUUUGGUACUCUAGUCUGUCAGUCUUCUACAUGUCUGGUCACACGUACCCCUCCCAAAAUGUUGAGUCAGUGUAUAUAAGUGUUUGUUCAGGCUUGUUGCAUUACUGUGCAAAGAUGGACUGAUCAAAUGUAAUUUGGACAAUUGCUAAUUCUACUUUCAGUUCAGGUGGCUUUGAACAUGUAUUAUUCUGUCUUGCAACCUGUGUCCUUCCAAUUCAGUAAAGACAGAAAGGGUUUUACAGACCCUCUAUGUUCUUCUAUGGAUUUGCUCUUGCCUGUAAAUACAACAUAUUUAGCUUGUAUUGUGGUUGUUUAUUUGUUGUUUUGAUAUACAACUUGUCUGUGAAUCCUGAAAGUGGAUCCUUCUCGUCCUGCAUUGCUUCCCUGCAUACAAUCUCGAGGCUCAAUCUUUAUUUACUGAUUAUGUCAUACAGGCCACGUUCUAUCGGUUUUCAUGUCGUUGUUGUUGGUGUACAAACCUCUAUCUGCUUCCUUCCAGUUAGGGUUGAACUCACAGAUCCUUAUGAUCCGGUGUCUGACCCCUCUCACAUGCAACCAUAGUUUAGAGAGGGGCCAACUCCACAGAGCUCCCAUCCACCUGUUCCCUCUGUGGGUCUGGGCCUGUCCAUGGGCUGCUAGAUCCUGGGUAUGGGGUGGCUGUAGCACCACUGGUGAUGGGAGUGUGAAAUGACUGGAGUGACUGCACGGUGUGGCUUAAUUCACUCUCCUGCUACAAGAAAGGAGUGCUCUAUAGAACCGAGUAGCUUUUAGUCAACCUACUCACACUUGAAUAUGUACUUUGAGAAAUUAGAGAAUUCCACCUGGUUGGACUGAAUUGUGAGUCAAACAAUGUCUUUUAUUCUAGUUUUUUGUUUUGUUUUAAUUUCUAUGAAGUCUAUUCAAGAAAUUGUGUGCAAAAAAGGCCAUAGAAUAUGUACACCUAAGGAAUGAAUUGACCCAAGGCUGUUCCUCAAACUUUCAUGUGAUUUGCUUAUGUGUUGUGCUUCUCUAACCUGUUAAGUGGCAGAUACCGUUUAUUUCAAAAAGUCAUUUUUCAACAAGCUACAUAUUUCUGUUCUUAUUUAAUAUCAUUCUGGCCUCUGUCUGUGAUUGGUCUUUUGCCAGUGACCUUGCUAUAGUGUUGGCAGAUACUUUAUGGAGUAGCUUGGAUUCAGAGCUGAACAGGGACAUCUUCUGGGUAAGUUGUUUUGAGGAACGACUAGCUCCAGUGUUCCUCUAGCAGACUGACUGGCACACAGCCCUCUGUCCCCCACCCGCCCUCUACAAGCCCCAUCCUCACACUCUUGAGCCCUCCUUUCCUUUAAUUUCCUUUUUGUAAAUACUGUAUAAUGCAUUUUGAUAUCAUUGACAUGUUUUGAUAUGUCAGUCACUACCAAUGAAUACAGCUGAAAGUAAAUUAUAAAUGAACUGUCCAUGUUUUCAUAAUAAAGAGACGAUGUGCUGGACAUUUUGAUUGGCCAAAACAAAAUUGUGGUAAAAAUGAAAUAUGCAUGCAAAUUUACUUGAACAUGUGAACAUAGAGUAACUGCACCCUAAACACUUAUUUCUGGUCGGGAUACAUAUGUGAAAAUAAACUGUCAUCCAUUUAGCUGGGUUUGAGGUGUCAUUUUAUUAUCUUGUAAGGACAGAGAGGGCGGUGAAGGGGAUGUAUGAUGUCAAUGAUGUUGUUUAUUCUUGCAAUUGGAGCGUCCUCACUCUGUCCUUGUCUUCUAUUACCAAUAGAAAUAAUCUCAAAUGGUUUCUAAGAAUGGUUAUUGCCUACUCAAAGGCCAUCGUCUCAUUAAAACAUGUGACCACCUAUUAUUACAGUUUUUAAUAUGAAGGAUUUUUAUCAAUUUAAGAACUUUAAAAAGGAAAACAUACUUAAUGUCAUUUUAAAUUAAAGAAUAGAUCAAAAGUAAUGCUUAUGCGGAAAAACUGUGUCCUUGCUAUUCACUCCUGAUGAAAUAGCGUUGUAUAUAUUGAUUCUCACUGAUCCUCUCUCAGUCCUCUGUGUAUAACAAUUGUUGGCCAUCUCUGUACUUCUAUUGUGAUGUAUAAUACUGUAACAUUAGAAGAUUUGCGGGUGAUGGGAUGGUUGUGUGGGGCAGGGGUCAAGGGGAGGGGAUAUAAAUAUUCUCCUGUACCGUUCAUUGUCCUUUCUGACGACAUGGCAGUAUUCUAUAUGAAGCAGUCUGUCCCUUGGGUUUGCUUUGUAUUUCAUGGUAGGAUAGUUCUGAUCUUGUCUUAGGGAGUUAGGUGUCUUGUGUAGGUAAUAAAUAUGUCCUUUGUAUGUUUCUUUAUAUUGUAAAGUUUCUUUAGACUGAAAGAAAAACUGAUAAUUUGCUUAUCAAAAAAGAAACUGCAUCAAUAAUAAAUGUAAUUUGAUUUUU
This is a messenger RNA of Salvelinus namaycush (lake trout), 4530 nucleotides long. Its product is annotated as single-stranded DNA-binding protein 3. NCBI's taxonomy places the organism in Eukaryota, Metazoa, Chordata, Actinopteri, Salmoniformes, Salmonidae. Gene Ontology annotation, molecular function: protein binding; single-stranded DNA binding. Bases 1 to 1155 code for a protein of 384 amino acids. The record is from RefSeq and is a predicted model, not a curated record. The transcript is spliced from 18 exons. Gene Ontology annotation, cellular component: nucleus. Gene Ontology annotation, biological process: positive regulation of transcription by RNA polymerase II.